UUAGAGUUUCGGUUUUACUGGUGUGAACAAGCAGCUCAACGGACAAGAUGAAAUUCUUCCUGAUCGCUUUUGCCGUGAUCGCAGCCGUGGCCGCUGAUGUCAGCCACCUGCCCUCCAACGAGUACUUGCCCCCUGUGGUGCAGGAGUCGCAGAUCAUCGCUGCCCCCAGCAACGAUUAUCUUCCCCCCAUCCAGGCCGAGGCAGCCCCUGCCCAUGAGCUUGCCGAUGAUGGCUACCGUUACAAGACCCACAAGCGUGUGGUCCUCCGCCGUCACCGUCGUGAUGUGAGCCACCUGCCCUCCAACGAGUACCUGCCCCCAGUUGCCGCUCCUUCCAACGAGUACCUGCCCCCCGUACAGGUGGCCGCUCCUGCUCCCAUCCCAGUCCAGAUCGCUGCCCCCAUCCAGGUUGCCGCUCCUGCUCCAGUUGAGAUUGAGGCUGCCCCAGCCCAUGAGCUCGCUGAUGAUGGUUACCGCUACAAGACCAAUCGUCGCGUUGUCUACCGUCGCCACCGUCGUGAUGUCAACGAGCUGUCCAACGAGUACCUGCCCCCCGUCCAGGAGGCCGUCGCUCCUUCCAACGAGUACUUGGCCCCUGCUGUCGAUACCGUCUUGGCUGAUGAUGGCUACCGUUACAAGACCAACAAGCGUGUGGUGAUCCGUCGUCAUCGUCGUGAUGUCAACGAGCUCUCCAACGAGUACCUGCCCCCCGUCCAGGAGGCCGUCGCUCCUUCCAACGAGUACUUGGCCCCUGCUGUCGAUACCGUCUUGGCUGAUGAUGGCUACCGUUACAAGACCAACAAGCGUGUGGUGAUCCGUCGUCAUCGUCGUGAUGUCAACGAGCUCUCCAACGAGUACCUGCCCCUCCAGGAGGCCGUCGCUCCUUCCAACGAGUACUUGGCCCCUGCUGUCGAUACCGUCUUGGCUGAUGAUGGCUACCGUUACAAGACCAACAAGCGUGUGGUGAUCCGUCGUCAUCGUCGUGAUGUCAACGAGCUGUCCAACGAGUACCUGCCCCCUGUCCAGGAGGCCGUCGCUCCUUCCAACGAGUACUUGGCUCCUGCUGUCGAUACCGUCUUGGCUGAUGAUGGCUACCGUUACAAGACCAACAAGCGUGUUGUGAUCCGUCGUCAUCGUCGUGAUGUCAACGAGCUGUCCAACGAGUACCUGCCCCCUGUCCAGGAGGCCGUCGCUCCUUCCAACGAGUACUUGGCUCCUGCUGUCGAUACCGUCUUGGCUGAUGAUGGCUACCGUUACAAGACCAACAAGCGUGUUGUGAUCCGUCGUCAUCGUCGUGAUGUCAACGAGCUGUCCAACGAGUACCUGCCCCCUGUCCAGGAGGCCGUCGCUCCUUCCAACGAGUACUUGGCUCCAGCUGUCGAUACCGUCUUGGCUGAUGAUGGUUACCGUUACAAGACCAACAAGCGUGUGGUGAUCCGUCGUCAUCGUCGUGAUGUCAACGAGCUCUCCAACGAGUACCUGCCCCCCGUCCAGGAGGCCAUCGCUCCUUCCAACGAGUACUUGGCUCCCGUUGCCAACACCGUUGAGGUCGCUCCCGCUCACAUCUUGGCCGAUGAUGGCUACCGUUACAAGACCCACAAGCGUGUUGUGAUCCGUCGUCAUUAAACCAUGCGAGAUCUGUUCCACCAAGUGAUUGAUUUGUACUCAUUUUGGAGUGCAAACUAUAUUAUAAGAAUAACUUUCCUUUUCAUUGAAGAAAUAUAAUAAUACGAAAACGAAUACA
Messenger RNA from Drosophila obscura, 1743 nucleotides. RefSeq lists its product as uncharacterized. NCBI's taxonomy places the organism in Eukaryota, Metazoa, Arthropoda, Insecta, Diptera, Drosophilidae. The record is from RefSeq and is a predicted model, not a curated record.